AAUCGAACCCGGGACCUCUCGGCAUAGUAGUCCGUUCUGAACCACUACACCAAACGGCCGACAAAUCGAUAUUGACUGUCGAUAUUCAUACAUAUUUGGAUUUUGGCAAUAUUGGGACAAGUAUUGUGGCUCAAUUGACGAACACUACAAUUUUAUUUAAUUAAACAAUAAGUAAUGCAAAUAUUGUAUCACAUCUUAUCUUUUAUUUUAUUAAUUUAACAGCAAUAAAAACAAAUUUCACCAAAACAAUUCAUACUCGAUAGUGAUUGCCUAUAUCAGGGAUUUUUUAAACCCAGACUAACGGCACAGGCCUAAGUGGGUUUUCUCUGGCAGUCAGAUUGUCCUGGAGGUUCUUGCAAAAAAAGAAGAAAACUACGUCUAUUAAAUGAAAAAUGAGAAUUCAUUAACUUGUAAAUAGUGAAAUGAAAAGGUCGAAUUCCAGGUUCCUGUUUAAAGAUCAUCAAUUAUAACACUCAUGACUUCCGAAGUUAAUAAGGAGUCCUGGAGUUGGACAUUCAGAAAAUCCUCACGAUUAAUAUUGUCCUGCGUUCUUUAUGACAAGUCCGCCAUACGAAAAUGUAUCAAAAGCUAAUAUUUGGUCAGAUGCGCACGCGUCGACUGCGGUUAUUACUCCUAUGGCGUAAUGUGAUAUGUCGUUACGUCAAAUGUUUGAUUGAUGCAAACAUGUCUGACCUUUACUUUGACUAGUACACUGUCUUUUAGCUUAUUUGUCGGCCAUAAAUACUAGAGGGACAAAGGUAACAAUAUUGCCUGGUUUGUGUUUCAGCUCUCAAAAAUGUGACAUGUGACAAUCCGACUGCGAAUCGAAAGAAGAGGAAGACCUAUCUCUUCAGAGCAUUGAUGACUUAAUAUUAUUAUCUAAACACUGAUGCAUUAAAACCUUGUUUGGUUGGGCGCAUUAGCCCCACGUGGUCUAUAAAAUGAGAGCAUUGACUUAACGUGAUGCUUCGAAUGCUUGCUAAUCAAAUUCGCAAACCGAGUCCAUGCCAUAUCGGUGUCAUUUCUCAGAUGUGCGUUCGCGCAAAUUUCGCCAUUCACGCGUAACGUCAAAUAAAUUGCUUAAUAUUAACACAAACCCAUACUAUUGACAUAAAAUAUUGUUGUUUUCAUUCACCAAUAACCAUAUAUUAUUACUCCAGUUAAUUUUAGCUUCACAUUGACCUUCAAACAUUUCGUCAAUAGUAAUCAGGUUAAGAAUUAAGCAACAAUUUGGCAUGUGUAAACACAAUUAAGAGAGAACUUGCGUCCUAUCCUUGGAGCUCGCUCUAGGUAGAUGGUUUAAUUUUAUUCGCUCCAGCUCAUACAGGAUACCCAGGCCCACGAGGUGGUCAGAUGAUCAGAUGGUCAUUGAGAGAGACGGAAAUCCGAUGAGUGCAAACGGUUUAAGGUUUAUUCGUGUAUAAAAAAUUGUCCUGCUUCAGCCUAGGUUGAACAUUUCAGUAACUAACAGCUCAUUUACCGCUAUUUCCAUUUACUCAAAAAACUUGAUUAAGUUUAAGCAAUUAUCAUGCUGAAAUGUCUAGUGUUACAAAAUAUGCCCUUGAUUUUUUUUGUAUCUGCAAAAUGUACCUACUUACUGAUGCGUUAAAUACCCAUAUUUUAUAUGUUAUCAGACCAAUAGAUGUUCCAAUGGCCGCUGACGGUCUCGGAACAGGUUCCGAACUGUUACCUAAAAGUUGCGCUUGCGCCGAGCGAGAAAUGUUGCUAGGGCUGCCAUAAUAAUUAUAAUAUAAUAUUAUGUAGGUACUUGUUCAGACUGUCACGCUAGUUAUAAAUCUGAAACUAAUCAGAGCUUAAGCUAAUUACUUAAACGACCUAUUUGCAUUUAAUAUCUCUGUAAUAUAAAUAAUAUGAAAACAAUUAAGUACAUAAUAGGUUUUGUGUAAAAUGUUCACUCGAAGCCUGUUAUAGAAACGCUCGGCGUAUUUAAAAUGCACAUAUACUGCGUCGUGUAAUUGAUGUAAUUUUUAUUAUUUUAUUUUAUUACCGUUACUAAUUUUAGUCUUAUUUUACUUCCAACUUCCAAGGUCCAACCCUACUUGACAAUGACACUGAGGAGCAAAGCAACUAAACUUUAAUUGUUAUAAUGACCUACUGCCAUUAGCAGACACCUUACUCACUUACGUUGAAAGUGUUUAAAAUUUAUUGAAGUUAAAAACUCAACGGGCGAAAUUAACAUUGCAAAUACUAGUUUCGUUUACAUAUAAAUGAUAAAACAUCAUUAAUCCAGUUUAAUUUCAUAAAAUACCUAAUUCAUUUCAAUGUCAUUCUAUAAAUACAACAAAUAAUACACUACUAAGAUUAAGCUCAUGGCUGCUGAAAGCACUGCACACGAGUGUUGCGUGACCCUGAAAACCUUACGGGCUACGUCUGCUAAUGAAACGUCAUAGCAUAAUGCCUGCAGCAGCCUCAUUAACAACAAAUAAAGCUUGAAUACGAUUAGCACGCAAUGCGAUGUCUUUAUCAACUUUAUUUGAAAAUAGAACCUGCGCCUGCGCAACUUGACAGCUGAGACCUCAGUGCCUGUCCGACUUUCGCAGGGAACGGUCGUGUCGCGCUUCCGUGCCAACAGCGCGAUUUGACGUACGCGUAACACACGUUAGCUUGACCGGCUUCCGAUAACUUUGUUUUGAUGUGUUCUAAGGUGUUCUGUGAAGUGUCAAUAAGUUAACACCGAGGAGCAUUGUAAGUCGGCUCGGGCGCGCGCCGCGAUCCGCGUGAUGGCGGCGGGCCGGCAACUUAGGCUGCUCCUGUGGAAGGACUACCUCAUCCGCAGAAGAAAGCUGAUAACCCUGUUCGGCGUAGCGUGGGCCACGCUGGUGAUGCUGUGCCUGUACGUCGUGCGCAUCAACAUCGACAACCAGGACUUCCCCACAUGCCAGUUCAGCGCGCGCGCGCUGCCGAGCGCCGGCAUACUGCCGUUCGUGCAGUCAUUCGUGUGCAGCGUCAACAACGAAUGCGAGCCCAUGGACCGCUUCCAAGAGGUGCCUACUUACGAGAAUGCCAAAUUAACGCAGCUGCAACGAAAGUUCUCUCCGCUCCUGCACAAUGAAACAGUCCUGGAGGUAGCAGGCACGGUACCCGACGCGCUGCGACUGCUCGCUACCUGCGCUGACGUCCUGGACCAUCCCAUAAUGAUUGAGAUCAGCAAAAACGGUAUCCGAGUGGAGAGCUUGUUUGCGAACCCGGCGCGCGCGCGGCGGCGCGUUGCGGCUCUUUUGGACGUGUCAGAUGAGCUGGCUGCUGACGUCAUGACUGCGCAGCUCAGCUUCAAGGGGAUAUUCAAAGGCAAUAUAAACAGAUGUAACGCAGACUCCAUAGGAGAGCUAAUCAAGAUGGAAGAUAAGGAGAAUUUACAGGUGUUCGUGAGGAAACUGUGCAGCAUGACCGACAAGGACCUGCAGAGGAUGGCCAUGGACUUGAUAUUUGAAAUCAACUUCGGAAAGUAUCUUAGAAUGAUAGGCGACAUGUACUUCAAGCUAUCGGGCGACAACCGAAUCACCGCCUUAGCCGAGUUGGCCACGGCAGCGCUGCGCAUGACCAAACUGGACAGCUUCCUGCCUCCCGCGGUGACUACCCUCUUUAGCGGACGGGAGGUGGACUUCAGCUAUUUUAACGUCACUCUAAUAUCAAAGCUAAUGAAAGAACUCCAGCCUACAUUCUCAGGCACCAAAGCCUUCGGCAUCCUCAAAGACGCCUCUGACAUGAUAACCAUGGCUUUGGAAUACUUGGACAAGCUGGUUGUGGCAAAGUCUGCCAACCCCGUGAGAGAUACUGCCGGCCUUAUAAUAAACCAAGUUGGCAAAACGAACGCCAGUGACUUGAGUGCCAUAUCAAAAGCAUUUAAUGAAGCAGUUGAACUGAUUGAAUCUAAUGAAAAUUCUAUAAAUAUAUUUAAGAUUUUAGCCCAAGUAAUGAAUUUCGUAAACAAAUUCUUGCCAGAGGCCACAAGGCACGAGGUGUUAUUCUACGCCACGCUGCUGGCCAAACUCGUGGAGGGGGCCACACAGGUCGUCAGCGUCAACCUCAACAUACAGGAGGUGGCCUAUGACGUCAGCACGAGGCACCCGGAGGGGGUCCAAGUGUUGAUGGCCCUCCCGCUGCCCAUAGUGAGGAAAGGAUUCGAGGGCCUGGCUGAUGCUGAAAGAGUGCAGCUAAUGACGUCGAAGCUGAACGUCCGCGGACAAGUUUUCUGUGACGUCAACAAACUGGCGGGGUUCUUCGCUGUAUCCAAAGACGAAGCGGUUACUCUGAAGAAACAGCUGUGCACAGAUGCCUGGAAAAACUACAUGGGAGACUUCAUACAGUCCUUCGGGAUAUACGACGUUAAGGAUAUCAUAAACAACAUGGCAUCCAUAGUGGUCCAAGAGACUUUCGGCAAGGACGUGUCCGACCAGCUCUACACCAUAGACAAAGACUUCGAGAUCCUGCAGAACUUCACCGACACGCUGGUAAAGCGGGAGUCGAAGGGAACGAGACACAUCGACUGGAACGCGCUGUUCAACGUGACAGAUGAUUCGGAGUUCAUGAGGAUUUUUACAGAGAGAGGACACUUGGGGAAGCAAAUUUUAAUAACAGUCCACGGCGCUCUCGCCAAGGAGGUAGUCAAACAAAACGCCAUAUUAGAGUACAAGAUAUCGCCCAUACUGCUGGACCUGAUGACGGUGGUGCUUGCCAUCCAGGAGCAACUCGCGCUGACGCCGCGCCACGUCACCGAGGCGGUGAAGACACUGUACCCGGCUAUAGUGGAGACCAUGCUGAAUACUUUGCUGGAUGAGAAUAAGACAUACAAAUCCCUCUCCACGGCAAGUGAAGACGUGGUGUGCGCGGGCGCAGACACAGCAGCUACAUACCUCGCACUGCCGCAAGAAAACAGAGAGCAACUUGUCAGCGCGCUGUGCAACGCCACGCUGGCUAUUGACGCUGGCUUGAAGAACGACUCCGCUGUCGGGAAAGCUAUAGCAGCCGUAAAGAAGUCAUCUCACAUCCUCGACGAAGUGAACUGGACGAAGCUCAUCGACGGCCUUAAGAAUGUCUACGUAAAGCUAGACCAAGACUACCCAUACUUGUUCGAGUUUGCGUCCUACGGCAUGGACGUUAAGGAGCAAAGUCGCGUGAAGGAGCUGAUGGAUAAGGCGAGGGACUACUGGUUCAGUAUCAAGAGUUUGGAGAGGAGCUUGCACUUGAGUAUCAAGCUGGUGUUCCGCCUUCUCGACUUGGUGGACCGAGGAGCGUUCGACCUCCAUAGCGAGGGUUGGUUGAAGAUGAAGCACGCCUUCAGCUCUUUGCAAGCGCCGCUGGCUGUAGUUGACGACUUCAUUAGGCUGCUCACUGCGUUGGCCCACAACGAGAGCUUUUCCUCAAGCCUGCCCGCUAAGACGUCGCAGGCUCUGUCGGCCAUCAUCCCCAACAUACCGCAGUUGGUGGUGGAAGUCGUCAACAUGAUCGUCAGCGGAGAUGUCGACCUACAGCCAAUCAUCUCCCUAAUGAACGGUGAGCCGGCCUGGCCAUGCGGCAGCAGCGUGACCGACGUCUUACAACUAUCGGCUGCCUCCAAGGAAGCUGUCACGGCUGCCGAACGCGCCAUGUGUGUCGACAACGGACUGCAGGACGAGUGGGCGGAGUUUGUGAAGGACAGACACAUUUCCUUAUACAAUGCCAGUACAUGGAACAGCACAGCCUUCGGUCCGCACGUAUUCCUGCAAUUCUCGUCAACCUUCGACGCCCUGGUGGAAGAUACGACCCUGAUAAAGGAGCUCGUGCUUGACCUGGUCAACGAAUCCAGAACUGAUGCGCCAUUGACGAUAGUCGGCGCGUGGAAGUAUGCCGCUGGGCUGUUUGAAGGGACUGACAGGAAUGACACUUUGAGGAGUAUGUUCUCAAACAUCGACGCCCUCCUCAAAAGCAUCACUACAACACCUCCGGUCCAAUCCGUCAGUGCCCUCUGGGAGGGCUACGCCAAGUGUAAGCCCUCUGAAGGCUGCGGAGACUUGCGAAGAGCAGCGCUCAAGUACUCCUUCCAAGCUGUGUCGGUGGUUCUUGAUAAUGUCGCUGGAGAUCUACUAACUUACUUCAGGGAAGUCAACGAGCCAGAUUCAAACCUGCUGCAAAUGGUUGGGUUCACCAAAUCGACCGGCUUAUACAUCCUGUUCGACAAGCUCCCGGAAUUCGUGGCCGCUCUGCUCAACUCCUACUUUGACUACGGAUUUAUGAGUCAGAUCCGUCGUGCCUCCCUAACCGACUUCUGGGACUGCCAAGAAGUUCUGUCCUCGCUUGCACCAGCGGCCGGCAGCAGCAUAGACAAGGAGACAGUCAAGAAGGUGCAGCCCUUCGUGUGUCCUUCGCUGUUGUACUGGAUCUCACUUCCACGCGGGGACAAUACGUUCUUGGACGUCGUGGCCAAACCGCAAUACAUAUUCUACACGCUCCCAGCACAAAACUUGACGAGCAGCUUCGAAGCUGCAUUCAAUAAAGCUUCAGAACUCAGCAGCUUUCUCUCAAACAUAUCCAUCAAGAACCAAACAGUUUUACCGGAAGAAGACACUACACCUGAUUCUUUAGAGGCAAAACUGCAAAAGACUGUCGAUAGCGUCCUCAACUACAAAAUUGACGAAACCGACCCUUCGUACAGAUUGUUCAAUGAAAUAAACAAAAAACAAUUCAUUUCAAUGACCUACCUGACUAGAAUAACGGCUAUGACCAACAAACUGGCGGUAGCCAUAGAAAAUUUAAAAGCAAACGAUAUAAACAACGGUUACACUGAAGAAGAGGCAAAAAAACUUGAUUCCGACAUAAAUUAUAUCAGCAGGAUAUUCAAAAGAAGACCGUACGAGGCUAUAGCUAUACAUUUUGAUGUUAUAACCUACAUGUUAUCAACUAACAACGAUUUUGACUUAGUCAAAACCUUUGACACUAUUUGCGAAGACUUCAACAAUACUAACAUAGAUAUACUUAUCGAAGAUCAUAGAAGUAAAAGUAAAGUGUGCAGUAAGCAAUAUAAAGUGAUAUAUGGGGCAGUACAAAACGUUAUCGCCGAUGAUUUGAAGGGAGCAAAGGACAGUUUGGAUAAUUUGCUAAAGGCUCUGCAGGACGACAGUGAAGAAGCCGUGGAUGUCGCGAGAUUCUUUAGAGACAGAAAGAAACUAAUAUCGUCCCUAAGAUCGUCCGUCAAGUACUCUUACGACCUGGGCCUUGCUAUCUACCUGCAAUAUCUACAAAGCAGCUUACAGCAAUACGGCAUCGUACUGUCUUUCCUCGCCGGCGCCGACUGGUGGGCGGGGCUUAGAGCGCAGUACAAAGGACUACGGGUUGCAGGCUUCCUGGAUGCCGUGGAGACCAGCUUUGAAGUAGCAGGGGACGUGUUGACUAAGCUGGAUGAGAUACGAUUAGUCCGCCUCCUACACGACGUGAACGUGAACGACACGGCUUCCUUCUGCCGGGACAACGUGUCCCUCGCCGACUAUAUGCCAGACUCCACCGGGACAUUGUCCCGGUUGAAGAAACAGAUAUGCAGCGCAGACAAGACUGAAUUGUUUAGGGAAAUACCGCCGCUGGUGUUCGCUUCGCAGGGCUUCGAAGACGAUCUCCAACUGCCGAGAGAGAUCAACUACACGGCCUUGUACUCAGACAUCUCCUCCACUGAGUCCCUCUUAGAAUCUAUUCGCAAUGGACCCAAGGCGCCGCUACGACCCAAGUGGAUCACCGAUGAGAAGAUCAAAGGAUUGCGAGGAACCGCCCUGAAGCUGCUGUCCAAGGAAACCUUAACGAGGAUAUCUUUUGGCGUGCUGGGGAAUGUGGUUGAUGCUGGGACGUUAUUCUUGAAUACCAGUCAGUGCACGCUGUGCUCGCCGCUGACAACAUGGCUGAAGCAGCUGAGCCUUCAGCUGUACAAGAAGCAAGAAUAUGACGCGCUGCUGUGCCGCCUGCAUACUGUUUCACUGGAGGAAGUACACCAUGUCUUGAACAAUGAGUUCCACUGGGACAUGGCAAUUAGGGAGCUGAUCUCGUUCCGCAACUACACCAAGUACGAGCUGAACAAGUCAUUAAACGAGCUGCUGGGACAAAUCAAGCUGCACCUGCUGGAAGACAUGGCCGCCGACACCAGCCGCCUGGCCGCCUGCCUGGCGGGCAACGUCACGAGGAACGAGUUCGGACACGCUGCGCUUUUCCUCACAGUCCUCGCUCAGACGAAUACCCUCAUCCGAGCAGAACUGCCCCACUUACACGAGAUAGACGGCGUGAAAGAAGUAGCUUUCCUCAAGGAGCUGGCUUCACAGAUAGCUCCCAACUUGGAUGUCUACGUGCCGCUGAAGCAGUACUUGAAAGAUGGGAACAGCUUGGAACAAGACUUGAGGAAGUUAGGAGACGAGCUGGCGAUGAAAGUGCGGGAGGGUGACGUGAAUUUGAGACUGCUUAAAAAAUCUCUGGACCAAAACUCUAUGGAAAACUUUGUGGUGCUACAAAACCGUAGUCUUGGUGAGUUGUGCCCUCACUCGGAUUGUGCGGUUCUUAUAAAUAUUAUCAAGAAUAACGUGAACUCUACGCUAAUUGCUAAAGAUUUACCAAAACUCCAAGAAACGGAGUUCUGGAAGUUCCAGCACGUGUCGAACUUCUUGUUCCACGUAGAACAGCUGCUCAAACACCUGGGCAGGCUGGUGGGGCUGGCCAGCACCAUGGACGUAGCUGGAGUGUUGAAAGGAAGACUCGCGCCUACCCUCGACUUGGUAUUGGAGAUACUGGCUGAGGAUCCCCUCAAUAGCGUCAUCUACAGUAUCCACGGCAUCCUUGAACAGCUGCGGCCGCUGCUAGGCAACUCCACCCUGGAGCACGAUCUGCAGGCCCUGACAAGCGGACUUCAAGUGCUGCAUCAGUACAAAACCUAUCUGGAGAAACAGGACUUCAAAAUCCCGGUGUGGGAGGUGUUCUUGAGCCUGGACCGCGUGGAGUCGGCGCUUGCGGCGCUGGGCAUCAACAACACCAACUUCUGGUCUAUUGCUGCGCCGCGCAUACACGCCGGGUACAUACUGCUCAAGCCGAUCCUCUCCUGGAAGCCAGGCGACCACAUAGCCAACUACGUGUGCCAGCUGGAAGCCAUGUCGCGCGCGCUGCAGCCGGCCGACCUGGGCGUGGUGUCGCGCGAUGACGUCAGCGGCGCCGUGGCCGAGCAGCUGUGCGGCCUGCCCGACGAGCGCGCCAAGCAGCUGCUCGCGGCUCUGAUGCACAACUUGAACUUCAGCUAUAUUGUGGACAAGGCUUUAGAAGCCAUGUCGCGCGCGCUGCAGCCGGCCGACCUGGGCGUGGUGUCGCGCGAUGACGUCAGCGGCGCCGUGGCCGAGCAGCUGUGCGGCCUGCCCGACGAGCGCGCCAAGCAGCUGCUCGCGGCUCUGAUGCACAACUUGAACUUCAGCUAUAUUGUGGACAAGGUGACCGCAGCCCUCCUCGUGCAACUGUACACAGCCUCCAACCUCACAGAAGCAGAGGGCACAGCAGUAACGCAAGGUCUACCGCGUAUGGCCGCCGUGCUGCCUUCAGUACAGGCUCAGAUCAGCGAGGUGGCGGACUCUUUCGCUGAAGAGCCAUUAUUCAAGAGCCUGGCCAACUUCAGCUCCGUCGGAGGACUGCUGGGAUCGUCCGAGUUCCUGGCUAGCGCGGGCAACAUGCUGUGCGGGACGCCAUUCUCGGCCGCUGUACCGCGCCUCUACCGAAGCGUCAUCGCCAGCCCCGACAAGGCUGACAAGCCUGAUGAGCGACAACUACAAGCACUGCCUACGGAUUUCUGCCGCUCGCUGUACGCAGACGUGACGGCGCUGCAGGGCGGCAAGGUGGUGUGGAGUUUCAUCAAGCCGCUGCUCAUGGGCCGCGUGCUCUACGCGCCGCCCGGGCCUGCUGUCGACAGGAUCAUACGACAAGUAGGUUUCAAUCCUUAUUUAUACCAUUAUUGUGAAGGUAUUAAAGAAAUCAAAGAGGCGAUCGAGCGAAACAAGGGCUCUAAAGUGUUCGCAAGAGAUCUCCGUCUAGCAUUGCGGUUCAAGCCCCAUAUAAACAUGGUGUAA
Ostrinia furnacalis (Asian corn borer) is the source of this 10073-nucleotide messenger RNA. RefSeq lists its product as uncharacterized. The transcript has 40 exons. The record is from RefSeq and is a predicted model, not a curated record. The coding region runs from base 2742 to 10073 and encodes 2443 amino acids. Lineage: Eukaryota; Metazoa; Arthropoda; Insecta; Lepidoptera; Crambidae.